AUGAAGUUCAGUCUCUCUCUUUCAGUAGCAAUGGCGUGUACACUGCAUAUGGUUUUGAUCUUCUCCUGUGUUUAUCUGGUUUGCCUUUCUGCUCAACAAGAAACUGGAUUUGUCUACAAUGGCUUCGAUCAAGCAGAUCUUUUUGUUGAUGGGAAUGCUAUGAUUCUACCUGGUGGGCUUUUGCAGUUGACAAAUACUACAGAGUUGCAGAUGGGUCACGCUUUCUUCAAACAGCCAUUUGAUUUUGAUCCAUCUUCAUCACUCUCCUUCUAUACACAUUUUGUGUGUGCACUGGUGCCUCCAAAGUUGGGAGCUGAUGGUGGCCAUGGGAUUGCCUUUGUUGUAUCUCCUUCCAUGGAUCUCUCUCAUGCAUAUGCAACUCAGUACAUGGGCGUCUUCAACAGCUCAACUACUGGGACUUCUUCUUCUCAUUUGCUAGCUAUUGAGCUUGAUACUGUUAAGACAGUAGAGUUUAAUGAGUUGGAAAAGCCUCAUGUCGGGAUUGAUGUGAACAGCCCAAUAUCUAUUGAAUCUGCUCUGCCGUCAUACUUUUCCAGCGAGUUAGGGAAGAAUAUAAGCAUCAAUCUCUUGAGUGGGGAGCCUAUCCAGGUCUGGGUGGAUUAUGAUGGAUCGUUGCUCAAUGUCUCGUUGGCCCCUUUAGAAAUCCAGAAACCAAAUCGGCCUCUUCUAUCACGAGCCAUCAAUCUUUCAGAAAUCUUUCAAGAUAAGAUGUAUGUUGGGUUCUCUGCAUCAACAGGAAACCUGCUUAGUAACCAUUAUAUACUCGGGUGGAGUUUUGGUAGAAGCAAAGAAGUAUUACGGACCCUGGACCUCUCCAAACUCCCUCAGGUUCCGCUUCCUAGAGAGGAAAAAAAGAAAUUACCUCCACUGCUUAUUGGUUUGGUUGUCUUAUUGGUGAUUCCUGUGCUGAUGAUUCUCGGAGGAGUUUAUUUGUACAGGAGAAACAAGUUUGCAGAAGUAAGAGAAUCAUGGGAAAAGGAAUAUGGCCCACACCGAUUCUCCUACAAGUCUCUGUACAAAGCAACAAAUGGGUUUGGCAAAGAUUGUCGUAUUGGGAAAGGUGGGUUUGGAGAAGUCUACAAAGGAACUUUGCCCCUAAAUAGGCAUAUAGCUGUGAAAAGACUAACCCAUGAUGCAGAGCAAGGAAUGAAACAGUUUGUGGCAGAAGUUGUAACUAUGGGAAAUUUACAGCAUCGAAAUUUGGUUCCUCUCCUCGGAUAUUGUAGGAGAAAGGGUGAGUUACUGCUGGUCUCUGAGUACAUGCCUAAUGGUAGUCUUGACCAGUACUUGUUUCAUGACCAAAACCCAUCUCCUUCAUGGUUGCAAAGGAUUUCCAUUCUGAAGGACAUUGCUUCAGCUCUCAGUUAUCUGCAUACAGGAGCCAAGCAAGUCGUUUUGCACCGGGAUAUAAAAGCUGCUAAUGUCAUGUUAGAUUCUAAGUUCAAUGGACGGUUAGGCGAUUUUGGUAUGGCCAAGUUUUAUGAUCAUGGAGCCAACCUAUCUGCAACAGCCACUGUGGGGACCGUAGGUUACAUGGCACCUGAGCUAAUAACAACGGGAGCUUCUACGAAAACAGAUGUGUAUGCAUUUGGUGCCUUCCUUCUUGAAGUAAUAUCUGGAAGGCGGCCUGUGGAACCUGGGCUGCCGGUCGGAAAACAAUAUUUGGUCAAGUGGGUCUGUGAAUGCUGGAAACAGGGUUCCUUACUCGAGACCAUAGAUCCAAGAUUGGGAGGAGGAUUCUUAUCCAUGGAAGCCGAGAUGGUUCUGAAACUUGGGUUGCUCUGCACAAAUGCUAUGCCAGAAUCAAGGCCUGCCAUGGGACAAGUGGUGCAAUACCUAAGCCUGGACUUACCUCUGCCGGAAUUCUCGCCGUAUACUCCAGGUAUUGGGGCUUUUAUGCCAGUUUCAAUGGAAGCAUCAUCUGCCAUUGGGAUCCCCAGAUUAAGAAAUUCAUCAUUUUCAAUGUUUGUUACUCACACGAUCUUCGACGGGCAUGGAAGAUGA
Molecule: messenger RNA, 2025 nt
Organism: Arabis nemorensis
Lineage: Eukaryota; Viridiplantae; Streptophyta; Magnoliopsida; Brassicales; Brassicaceae
Source: the annotation of a GenBank genome assembly